AUGCCUUUAUUUCCAGUGUCCCCCAACAUUCAGGAACUAGAGUCAACUUCAAGGAAGAGAACACACGAGGAAUUUACUGAGGAUUCUAUCAAAGUUGCUACCGACGACCCCUCUGAUACAGAGAAUCUGGAAGGGCAGAAAACUGUUGCUAUGUCUGCUUCUGCUAUCAAUUCACAGCCACAGAUCACCAUGGAUUCGACACCUGCAAGUAGUCCUUCGGAAUUGACUGAGCCAGGAUCCAGUCCACCAAUUGAAGUCACACCCUCCCCGAAUAAGACACCAGAACCCAGUACUACCACCUCCAAACCCUCACAGCCUCAAUCUUCAUCCACUCCCGCGGCUCAGAAUCGACAACCAGCAAAGCGAAAGACAACGGCCGAGAAGGAACAAGAACGCGCCGAGAAGCGACAGAAGAAGGACGCAGAAGCUGCUGAGAAGGCUCAGAAAAAAGCUCAGGAGGAGGCUGAAAAAACCGAAAAGGCUAAGAAGAAAGCUGCCGAGGAGGCGGUCAAAGCUGCUAAAUUAGCAGAGAAGGAGGCCAAGAAGCGUAAGAAGGAAGAAGAUGAACUUGCUACGAAGCGAAAACAGGAAAGGCAACAGAGCAUGUUAGCCAGUUUCGUCAAAAGAGCCCCUAGUACACCAUUGAAGAAACCUAUCCUAUUAGUUGCCGACGACUCAUCCCCGAAGCCCAUUACAGCCGCUAUCACACCUCAGAAGGAUUCCAAGCCAGAGAAAUCAGCCUACGACCGAGCUUUUCAACCAUUCUUUGUCAAAUCUGGUGUCACAUUAGCACCCCAACCAUUCGAGAUGGACGAACAAACAAGAGACGCCAAAUCCGAUAUACUUGAUCAAUACAUUCGAGGAGAACGUGGCGAGUUCAAUCCUAGACCAUUUAACCCACUCGAAGCAUUCAAUCUAGCUUUCCCACAAAAACGUGGGAUUAUGCCAGCAAGCGUAAAGAAGAUUAUGGAAAGCAUACACGGUGAUCCUCUAGAGAACCCGUUUGGUACCACAGAACGAACCGAAUCGCAAACAGAGAAGCUCGCCACGAAUGCUCAAGAUCGACUCAAUUCUAUCACAAUGAAAUACUUGUCAUUUUAUCAAGACGUUCGACCACCAUAUUAUGGAACGAUAACUACGCCCAUAACAACUCAGAAGCUUCGCUCCCUCUCCCGAAAGCCUAUGGGAAGGAUAGUUCAGCAAUUGAAUUAUGACUAUGACUCUGAAGCGGAAUGGGUGGAGGACGACGGCGAAGAUUUAGAUGAUGAAGAGGAUGAUGAAGAAGAUCAUGAGGGUGAAGAAGAAAUGGAUGAUUUCCUCGAUGACUCGGAAGAUUUACCUGCUAUGACCCGACCAACCUUCCUUGGUGAAAAGGAGCCAUGUGGUACGGGUAUAUGUUUUGAAGAUCAGACGCGACUUGGGCCUAGUGCAACGGUAUACAAAUAUCGCCUUGAGUUUAUGCUUGAUACACUAGAACAUCACUCAGGGAUCGACCCCUUUUCUACAGCCUACUGGCCAGCCCCUCCUAAAAAGGUCGCAGCAACAAAGAACACAGCCGGUACUGCGCCUACAGCCUCAACAUCCAUGCCACCGCCACCCGGUGUACCAUCCGACGCAUUCUCAAUGCUCGCUGCAGGAAAUAGUGCCUCCCCAGCCGUAGAUAUUAAGGAAUUAGUCCCGAAAGACGUAUUCGAUGACUUCAAGCGAGCCAUUAUCAGCGAGGAAUUCCGAGAUCACACCAAGGGAACCAUUGUGGAUUUGUUGGCGAAGAAAUUCUCAACAUGUACAAAAGCACAAGUCAAAACUACGUUGGACAAGGUAGCUCAUCGUAUCAAUGUGCCGGGAGAGAAAAAGUCAGUUAAACAUUGGGCUCUGUUGCCUGCGUUCGCUCUGUAA
Molecule: messenger RNA, 1896 nt
Organism: Hypoxylon trugodes
Lineage: Eukaryota; Fungi; Ascomycota; Sordariomycetes; Xylariales; Hypoxylaceae
Exons: 3
Coding region: 1-1896 (631 amino acids)
Biological process (GO): nucleosome assembly
Cellular component (GO): CAF-1 complex; nucleus
Source: RefSeq, a predicted model, not a curated record